AUGGGCGACAUCUGGAAGGCAGACCUAGCGGUUGAAUACGCUCAUUCACGGAGAGGCAACUUUGACGCCAUCUUCUGGCUCGAAGCCGGAGGCGUCUCACAACUCGCGUCAGACUUUGGCCGCAUCGCGACCGUGCUAGGGCUGCAGUCCGCCGAGGAGGCCGAUAGCCUCGAUUCAAGCAACAGCCAAGAUGAUGGUGGCAAAAACGGCGGCAACUGGCUGCUCAUCUUCGACAACGCCGACAAUUUAGAUGCCAUCACCAACUACGUGCCGUACCACGGAAACGGCUCAGUGUCGGUGAUGAACCGUGAUUCAUACGCAAAGGAGCACUUCCUCUCCAACGGAUCGGGAGCCGACGUUGAACCAUUGUCGGCAGCCAACUCAGCGAGUCUUCUUCGCAAACUCGUCACAACGCAGACGCACCAUGCCAACCAGGGAAGCGGCACCACAAACGACGACGAGUACAGGGCGAACCACCUUGACGGCUUGCCGUUGGCUAUGACGCAGAUGGCUGGUUUCAUUCGUCACCGCCAUCUCUCGAUCCGAGAGUUCAUGAACCUCUUUGCCAACGACGCCCGAUACGCCGAGAUUCAUGGCGUCAGAGCCGAGGCAUAUGUGGAUCUAUGGGGCCUAAUAUUCUAG
Messenger RNA from Lasiosphaeria miniovina, 642 nucleotides. RefSeq lists its product as uncharacterized. The record is from RefSeq and is a predicted model, not a curated record. The transcript has 2 exons. Lineage: Eukaryota; Fungi; Ascomycota; Sordariomycetes; Sordariales; Lasiosphaeriaceae. The coding region runs from base 1 to 642 and encodes 213 amino acids.